Doryrhamphus excisus (bluestripe pipefish) is the source of this 672-nucleotide messenger RNA. The record is from RefSeq and is a predicted model, not a curated record. NCBI's taxonomy places the organism in Eukaryota, Metazoa, Chordata, Actinopteri, Syngnathiformes, Syngnathidae.
AUGGAGGUCCAUGCUCAGUUCCGAUCAUGUACAGGAGCUCACAGCUUUUCCACUCUGACUGUUAGACCUGGACAAAAUGUCUCCAUGAAGUGUCCCUUUUUAGCAGCAACGACAUCUUUCAAGAUAGGCUUUAUUGAAUAUGGACCAUUAAAUCCUGGACAUCGCAUCAAAGCCAUAAAAGAACCAGGAACAUUUGAUCUGCAAAUAAGUCCAGUAGAGAAAAGUGAUGCGGCGGUCUACUACUGUUUAAAAGUACAAGGACAUACGUUGAUGUUUGUAAUGGGAGCAUUUCUUCAGAUCACAGAACCAGAACCUUCUGUGUCUGUUCUCUCUGAAGCCCAACCAGGACAACCUGUGAAGUUCCAGUGUUCCGUCCUCUCCCAGUCUGGGAAUGAAAUCUGUCAGGAUGGAUACAAACUUCACUGGUUCAGAACUGGACCGGACAACAUCCAUCCCAGCUUUGUUUCCACUCAUGACGAAUGCAAGAAGGUCAACGAUAAGUCCACUCAGAAAUGCAUCCAUACUUUCUCAAAGAACAUCAGCUCUUCUGAUGCUGGAACUUAUAUCUGUGCCGUGGCCACAUGUGGGAGGAUUUUCAUGGGAAAUCCAAUUAAAGUCUUCGCUGAAGAUAUGAACAGGUGGGAUUCAAACACAUGCUCGAUUCAAAUUUGA